AUGGAACAAGACGAAAACGAAAGUAACAUAAACAAAAGUAUGAAUGAAAACGAAAAUAGAGGUGAUGGAAACUUUUUAUCAGAUCCGAAAGGUGAGAGGUUUUUUGAAUUUCCAUGCAAAAGAAGUUUGGCUGAGAGAAGGGGUUUCAAUAAAAAUGUAACUACAACCUCAUUGGUUUCGGUUCCAGCUCGAUCACUGCAUCUCACAAUACCUCCGGGAAUACCUCCGGGAAUUAGUCCAACCGCAUUGCUUGAGUCCCCCGUCAUGCUUCUUAAUUGUCAGGUCGUGCCGUCUCCCACCACAGGGAGUUUUUCCAUGCUUCAACCUCCAAUGUUCACUUCUGUUGCAAAAAAUGAAAGAAACAUGGAUAUUUCAUCUUCCUCAAAUAUUAUUGCCUCUUCCGAAUUCAAGUCUCAAGUCGAUUUUAAUUCUAAUUCUCUAAAUCAGGGUUCUAAUAAUUAUCACAUGAUGAAUGGAGAGCAUAAAGAAGACCAAAUAUUUGUUCAAGGUCAAGCACCAAUAGAUUUUUCAUUCUCAGAAGAUUUUUCAAAUAACUUAUUUAAAAAUAAUGGAUUCCUUUUUCACAAUGAUUUGAAAAUGGUAGAUUUGGUGGUUGAUAAUAUUGAUGUACCAAUCUCUCAUUCCGAAGAAGUUAGUGAUGAAAGUAAUCUUCUUGAGAAUUCGAUCCCCGUCGUUGAUGAUAUUGGACAACAACAUGUUUUAGAAGUAGAACAAAAAGAAACAGGUUAUGCGAUCGAAACGAAGAACACUGAUGAUGGUUAUAAUUGGAGAAAAUAUGGACAAAAACAAGUAAAAGGAAGUGAGUUUCCAAGAAGCUACUAUAAAUGUACUCAAUCGAGUUGUCAGGUCAAGAAAAAAGUUGAAAGAUCGCAUGACGGCCAGAUAACUAAGAUUAUUUACAAGGGUAAUCACAACCAUGCGAAACCACAUUCGAAUCGUCGAGGAUCAAUAUCGUUGAAUGAUGAGAUUUUAGAAGCUGCUGAAGCCAAUGAAACACGCGAUAAAGUUAACUCGCGAGAAAAUGAUGUAAACCAUGAUUCCGAGUUGAAGCUUGAUGAUCAAGAAAGGACAUCUCCGUCUUCUGUGACCGAGCUUUCAGAUCGCAUGAAAAGAGGUAGAUUGUUAGGUGUGUUUGAAUCAGAUGAAGCCCAAGAGAAUUCUUCUGCACUUGUUAAUCAUGAUGGUAAUAAAAAUGGAUCCACUCAAACAGUUUUACCGAAUGAAGAUAGUACUGAAGAUGGUGAUUCGGAAUCGAAAAGAAGGAAAAAGGAAAGCUAUCCGACUGAACCAAUGGUGUCUGCGAGAGCUAGCCGUGAGCCACGUGUGGUAGUCCAAAUCGAGAGUGAAAUUGACAUACUUGAUGAUGGUUAUCGUUGGCGAAAGUACGGGCAAAAGGUUGUCAAAGGGAAUCCAAACCCGAGGAGCUACUACAAAUGCACAAGUGCUGGAUGUGGUGUAAGGAAACAUGUGGAAAGAGCUUCACACAAUCUAAAAUAUGUGAUUACUACUUAUGAGGGAAAACAUAACCAUGAGGUUCCAACUGCUAAGAAUAACAAUCACAUAAACUCAAAUGAUUUUGGUUCACAUUCAAGUGGUGCUAAUGGGUUACAUGGGGGUGCUGGUAACCUAAAGUUUGAAACUCAUCAACCCCUUGCAUCUCAUUUUGAUAGAAAACCCGAUUUUAGCGAUGAGUUUGUGCGGUCAAGUUUGAUGGGAAGUUUCGCGAAUGAUAUGAAGUUUGGACCUUCCUCCAUAUCCCAAAUGAAGUAUUCUUCCUUGGAUAGUGUUGUACCAUAUGGAUGCUCCUAUGGAACAAAUCUCGAAUGUGGUGUUGCGCCUCAAGUCGGACAUAUUCCCCCGAUGUUCCCAGAAUUUCCAAUGCCACUGCCAUUGAAUCCUCCUUCAUCUGGAAAUUUUUCUCUAGAUGGUGCUAAUUUCAGCUAUGCAAAACCAUUGAAUUAUGUUCAGUCUUACCUUUCAAAUCAACAGAUGAGGGACUUUGAUACUGGAUUCCUAAGGCCUAAAGAGGAUUUGAAUGAUGAGUCUUUGUAUACUUCAUGUCAAUCCUCUUUUCAUCUUGCAAGUUCCUCACUGAAUCCACCAUCAACAUCACCACCACAAUCCAUUUAUCAAAGUGUCAUGCAGAAUUUCCCUUCCUAA
This is a messenger RNA of Lathyrus sativus (Indian pea), 2181 nucleotides long. Lineage: Eukaryota; Viridiplantae; Streptophyta; Magnoliopsida; Fabales; Fabaceae. The record is from the annotation of a GenBank genome assembly.